AAUAACUAGUGUUUUCCUUCUUCUUUCACCACCAGUAGCCAUCAGCCACACUCAAUUGGCCUCCCACCGUCUUAAUAACCAACCUCCACUGCCCACUUCCAUACAAUUUGCAGGCGAUUGGCCUUUUAUGUCCAGCGUUCUAACGGCUUUGCAUCAUUUUGGAGACACUCAUGUACGGUGCGACUGCCUCGAGAAAGCUUAAAACCCCCAAUUGAAUAAAGUCCCACGGGGUGAGGAAAGAGAGAAAAAAUGAAAAACUUCAACGUGGACUCGCCCAUAUCUUCGACCAACAAGUGCACUGGAUCAGGAUCAACAUACCAAUGUCUGCUCUACAGGCCAUCAAGUUCGACCGGGAACUUCUCACACUGUCUGUUCUGGAUCAAUUGCUCCUACCUUAUGCAACAAAGUAUAUUCCAAUCUAUACGAUUGCAGAUGCCUUUGACGUUAUUAAGAGGAUGCAAGUUAGAGGAGCACCAGCGAUUGCCAUUGUUGGCUCUCUUAGUGUUGUCAUUGAGCUGAGUCAUUUUGUGCAGGGGAAGUUUAGAGACCAAGGGUAUUACGAUCUGUUGAACGUCGAUAACUUGAAGUUGCAGUUGAUCAAGAGACUGGAGUACCUUGUCACGUCAAGACCUACAGCUGUUAAUCUGGGCAACGCCAUUUCUGAGAUUACAGCACUUGUUACUGCUUCUCAGGCGACGGGUGUCGAUGGUCUCUUCAAGGAGAUCCUCCAGUUCGGGUGUGACCUUAUCGACGAUGACUAUACCAAUAACGUCAAGCUGGGAGAAAAUGGUAAAAGUUGGAUCUUGAGCAAGUUAGAGUCCGAAGGAUUUGAAGGCGACUUUGGCGUCCUGACCAUCUGUAACACGGGCUCGCUGGCCACCUCCGGGUACGGUACUGCCCUGGGUGUUAUCAGAUCUCUUUGGAACCACUCAAAGGGGGAGCGUUCAGACGAGGAGCCUAGUGGUAAGAGAGCUAAAAAGGCUUUGAAGUUUAGCCGUGCUUAUCCCUUGGAGACAAGACCCUAUAACCAAGGUGCAAGACUGACUGCGUAUGAGUUGGUCUACGAAAAGAUCCCAGCCACGUUGAUUACGGACUCCAUGGUUACGUAUCUCAUCUCCACUUUGAACAAGACAGAGUCUGCAGCUCCUAUUAAGGCCUGUGUCGUUGGUGCCGAUAGAAUCGUCAAGAACGGUGACACUGCCAACAAGAUAGGAACUUAUCAACUGGCCCUUAUCUGUAGACAAUUUGGAAUCAAAUUCCUCGUGGUUGCACCAAAGACCACCAUUGAUUUGAACACCAAACAUGGGGACGAUAUCGUCGUCGAACAGAGGCCAUCUGUGGAGUUACAGAACGUCAGUGGGGGCGUUGUUGAUCCAGACACCGGCGACGUUCUAAAGAACCAUGAGGGAAUCGCCAUCACAGGGAAAGUGGGUGUUGCAGCACCAGGAAUCGAUGUGUGGAACCCAUCGUUUGACAUUACACCACACGAUCUCAUCGAUGGUAUAGUCACUGAGGAUGGUGUUAUGGAAAAGGUCAACGGCGAAUUUGACCUGGGGAGACUCUUCAAUUGACUGGCCCACUUCAAAUAGACCUAUAAAUCUCUCUAUUGGCCCAUGAUUGACACCUAUUCAUAGAUAUCUCUUUGAUAUGACAGUAGUAUAUAUAUAUCGUUGGAACAGCACACAUGUUAUACUCGAGCACGUGAUCUCUCACGUGAUCGCUUAUGUAAUCAUACAGUGCGUGGCUAUACCGGCUUCUCUUUUCGGAGAUUGUGGGCGC
Williopsis jadinii is the source of this 1779-nucleotide messenger RNA. RefSeq names its product S-methyl-5-thioribose-1-phosphate isomerase MRI1 (gene MRI1). Bases 321 to 1571 code for a protein of 416 amino acids. The transcript has a single exon. The record is from RefSeq and is a predicted model, not a curated record. Gene Ontology annotation, molecular function: S-methyl-5-thioribose-1-phosphate isomerase activity. Lineage: Eukaryota; Fungi; Ascomycota; Saccharomycetes; Phaffomycetales; Wickerhamomycetaceae.